Molecule: messenger RNA, 1013 nt
Organism: Theobroma umbraticum
Lineage: Eukaryota; Viridiplantae; Streptophyta; Magnoliopsida; Malvales; Malvaceae
Product: DNA glycosylase superfamily protein
Biological process (GO): base-excision repair
Molecular function (GO): DNA-3-methyladenine glycosylase activity
Source: RefSeq, a predicted model, not a curated record
UUGGUUGUAUUGAUUGGUGCUCAAGUCGGAUCAGACUGGACUUCAGUACUGAAGAAGCGGCAAGAUUUUAGGGAGGCCUUUUCAGGAUUUGAUGCAGAAGUUAUUGCCGGAUACAGUGAAAGGAACAUACUAUCAAUUAGUUCUGAUUAUGGCAUAGAUGUAAGCCAAGUUCGAGCUGCUGUUGACAACGCUAACCGAAUUCUUGAGGUUAGGAAAGAAUUCGGAUCAUUCAACAACUACUUGUGGGGAUUUGUAAACCACAAACCUAUUGUCACUCAGUACAAAUCAUGCAACAAGAUCCCUGUAAAGACCUCAAAAUCCGAAGCCAUCAGCAAAGACAUGGUGAGGAGGGGGUUUAGGUCUGUUGGCCCUACUGUAAUCCACUCAUUGAUGCAAGCAGCUGGUCUCACCAACGACCACUUGAUCACUUGUCCAAGACACCUACAAUGUAUUGCCUUGGCGUCUCAAUUUCCUACGGUAGCCCCAGCUCUGUAGAUUCAUCAAAGAGUUAAACAAAAGAAGCAGAAAAAAUAUUAAGGACAAGAUUAAUAAACGAUGUGCCAUACUUAAUAUAUCAUAGUUAUACAACGAAAGAAGCUUAGUGGUCAUAUAAUUAGCCACUUAGUUAGCUUUCCCAAACUAAAGAUUAAUUGCUUUUUGGAUUGUGAUAAAGUGUGUGUACUUGCUAAAGAUGGCAGUGGUGGGGCCAGAUAUGAGGAAUGGAUUAGGAUGAAGAUUGAAGAGAAAAGCGACGGCAGACAGCAUGUGCAGGUGGGCAGGCAAUGGCUCUUACUUUCCUUGUGAUCCCCAGACAGUCUCCAUUAAUUGCUCCCAUUCAAACUCGAAACUGCCUGAGGAGGAUAUGGCUGGAGGCCUGAUAACCGUAGGGUUGUACUUGUUGGGCUAGCCCUUCUCAUUUGCUCUUCGUAUUGUUAUAUAGUUUGUUAAUGUUGGAAAAAAUUGUGAUAAAAGAAUUAUAAAUAAUUAUUUUAUUAAAAUAUAAGUUUUGAAAA